Emiliania huxleyi CCMP1516 is the source of this 258-nucleotide messenger RNA. RefSeq lists its product as hypothetical. NCBI's taxonomy places the organism in Eukaryota, Haptophyta, Isochrysidales, Noelaerhabdaceae. Gene Ontology annotation, molecular function: transcription coactivator activity; protein heterodimerization activity; RNA polymerase II general transcription initiation factor activity. Gene Ontology annotation, biological process: transcription initiation at RNA polymerase II promoter; RNA polymerase II preinitiation complex assembly. The record is from RefSeq and is a predicted model, not a curated record. Bases 1 to 258 code for a protein of 85 amino acids. The transcript is spliced from 3 exons. Gene Ontology annotation, cellular component: SAGA complex; SLIK (SAGA-like) complex; transcription factor TFIID complex.
AUGUCACUUCUCGACGCGUCCUGCAUUCGCGUGAUCGCCGAGUCGGUCGGCAUCGCCCAGGUGAGCGACGAGGUUGCCGAGGCGCUCGCGCCUGACGUGGAAUACCGGCUGCGGGACAUUGUGCAGGCGUGCAGCCGCUCCGUUGAGGCUCUCAAAUUCAUGCGGCACGGCCGGCGCGAGACGCUCACGUGCGACGACAUCAACUUUGCUCUCCGGACGGACGCAUUUGCCCCCUUUCAAAGGCGGUUUCGAAGUUGA